AUGGAUGAUUUAUAUCAGUUACUAGGUGUUCCUAGAGAUGCAGAUUCAAAAACUAUUAAGAAAGCAUAUCAUAAACUAGCUAUGGAAUUGCAUCCUGAUAAAGUAAAAGACCAAACUCAAGAAGUUGAAAUAAAAUUUCAAAAAAUUAUAGAAGCUUAUACAGUGCUGAUUAAUCCUUCAACACGUGCAGAUUAUGAUGAUAGUCUUAAAAGGAAAGAAGAAGAAAAUCAACGUUUUAAUUCAAUGGAUUCUGAUCGAAAAAGAAUGAUUGAAAAACUAAAUGCAAUGGAAAAUGAAAAUAAUAAGAAAAAGGCCGUUAAUUUGGAUAUUUACCGAGCAGAUUUAGAAAAUGAAAUUUCAAAAUUCGAAGCAGCGCAACAAAACUCAAUGUCAUUUAAUCAAUUCGAAAAUUUAGUAAUACAAACCUUAUUAAGAAUGGGAUAA
Trichomonas vaginalis G3 is the source of this 444-nucleotide messenger RNA. RefSeq names its product heat shock protein binding. The record is from RefSeq and is a predicted model, not a curated record. The transcript has a single exon. Gene Ontology annotation, cellular component: spliceosomal complex. NCBI's taxonomy places the organism in Eukaryota, Parabasalia, Trichomonadida, Trichomonadidae. The coding region runs from base 1 to 444 and encodes 147 amino acids. Gene Ontology annotation, biological process: spliceosomal complex disassembly.